This is a messenger RNA of Cucumis melo (muskmelon), 2227 nucleotides long. RefSeq names its product sterol 3-beta-glucosyltransferase UGT80A2-like. The transcript is spliced from 14 exons. Lineage: Eukaryota; Viridiplantae; Streptophyta; Magnoliopsida; Cucurbitales; Cucurbitaceae. The coding region runs from base 310 to 2061 and encodes 583 amino acids. The record is from RefSeq and is a predicted model, not a curated record. Gene Ontology annotation, biological process: carbohydrate metabolic process. Gene Ontology annotation, molecular function: UDP-glycosyltransferase activity; hexosyltransferase activity.
AAGAGAAGCAGACAAAAGACCCAUUGUUGUUCAAAGCUUUGAAAUGACUUUUUUAUUACGAAAAACACCAAUGCUUGCGCCAUAAACCGCGUUUCUCCAAAAUUCCCACAUUCGAAUAUAUCGAUUGCUUCUUCACUUCACCAAAAUGUUCUCUACAUUUGUUUUUCCCCUGUUUCCACUUCCACCCUUUGUUCAUCAUCGUCAUCAUCAUCAUCAUCAUCAUCAUCAUCAUCAUCAAUCAUCAUCGUUUCCCCAUUCGGAGACACACGGAAAAUUCUGUAGAAGAAGAGACAUAAGUGGAGUGGAUGAAUGGCGAGCAGAAGGGACAUUACUGGCGGAUUUGGUCCUCAAUAUGAUCAUCAAACCACGCCUCCGGGUGUUCCGGGUCGAUCGUUUUCAAAGAGUAACAGUCUCCACGUAGAGUUAUCUUCAGACACCUUGGAACCAACAUCAUUUCAGCACCGCCUUCAAAGAUCAAAAACUGAGAGGCUGAGACAUGAAACCAUAUUUGCAGAAGAUGCAGCUCAAAUACUAGAUAUUAAAAUUCCCAUUGAUCAGAAGAUUAAAUUGUUGCACAGAGUAACUACUGUUAAAGAUGAUGGGUCUGUCGAGUUUGAAGUUCCAGAAGACAUCGAAUCUCUAUCUAUCAAUGUUGAAUCUGAAGAAAUUUUCAGUAAUGUUGAUGAUGAACCCCUUGAUACAUCUGACUUUCAGUAUAUAAGGCCCAUGCAAAUAGUAAUACUUAUUGUCGGAACCCGUGGAGAUGUACAGCCAUUUAUUCCAAUUGGCAAGCGUUUGCAGGACUAUGGCCAUCGUGUUAGAUUAGCUACUCAUCCAAAUUUCAAGGAAUUUGUCUUGCUGGCUGGGUUGGAAUUUUAUCCUUUAGGAGGAGAUCCUAAACAGCUUGCUGCUUAUAUGGUAAGAAAUAGAGGCUUCUUGCCUUCUUGGCCUUCUGAGAUACUUAUUCAAAGAAAUCAAAUGAAGGAAAUUAUUUAUUCCCUUCUUCCAGCUUGCAAAAAUCCCGAUGUGGAUACCGGUAUUCCCUUUGAAGCAGAUGCAAUCAUUGCCAACCGCACAGCAUAUGGGCACACACAUGUGGCAGAGGGACUUAAGCUACCGCUCCAUAUAUUUUUUACAAUGCCAUGGACGCCAACUAGUGAAUUUCCACAUCCAUUAUCCCGAGUCAAGCAACAAGCUGGGUAUAGGCUUUCAUAUCAAAUCGUUGAUUCCUUGAUUUGGCUUGGACUUCGAGACAUUAUUAAUGAUUUUAGGAAGAAGAAGAUGCAGAUACGACCUGUAACAUAUUUAAGUGGUUCACAAUUCUCUGAAUCUGAUGUGCCACAUGUUUAUUUGUGGAGUCCCUACCUCGUUCCAAAACCAAAAGAUUGGGGGCCUAAGAUUGAUGUUGUAGGAUAUUGCUUCCUUGACCUUGCAUCAAGUUAUGAACCUCCCGAGACACUUGUGAAAUGGCUUGAAGCUGGAGACAAGCCUGUCUAUAUUGGUUUUGGCAGCCUUCCUGUACAAGAUCCAGAAAAGAUGACACAAAUUAUCAUACAAGCAUUGGAAACCACCAAACAGCGGGGUAUCAUUAAUGAAGGGUGGGGUGGCCUUGGAAAGUCUGCAGAACCAAAGGACUUCUUAUAUUUGUUGGACAAUUGCCCUCAUGAUUGGCUUUUUCCUAAAUGCAAGGCUGUGGUGCAUCAUGGUGGUGCUGGAACAACUGCUGCUGGUCUAAAAGCUGCGUGCCCAACUACAGUUGUUCCUUUCUUUGGUGACCAACCUUUCUGGGGGGAACGAGUACAUGCCAGAGGAGUUGGCCCUCCACCCAUCCCAGUUGAUGAGUUCUCACUUCCAAGAUUGGUGAAUGCUAUAAACUAUAUGCUUGAUCCCAAGGUAAAAGAGCGGGCUGUCUCGCUUGCAAAGGCUCUCGAGAAUGAGGAUGGGGUCGAAGGUGCAGUGAGAGCGUUCUUCAGGCAACUUUCUCGUAGGAAACUUGAGCCAGAGCCUCAACCUCAGAAGUCAAGUCUUUUGUUUAUUAGGAAAUGUUUUGGUUGCUGUUGAACGUUGGAUUAUUGAGUGGUGGGUUCUCUAUUUAAUUUGCAAAUACUUCUUUUGCUGAAUCUUAUGCAGAAUGAAGAUUUGUUCACGGGAUGGCAAGAAGCGAAAGCAUCAUGUAUUAUAAUUGUUGUAAAUUCAAGGUUAAAGAAAUAAAUGUGAGUUUGACAAA